GGUUAACACUAAACGCGCCGCCGCGUGUUUGAUCCCAAAUUUUCGACCGAAGCUCUCAUUCAGCCUUUGUAAACGACCUUUACGACCAUUCAUCCAUCGUCUCUUUCUCUUCAUAAUAUACCUGCCUGAGAUGGAUCUUCAAUCACUUGCGAACUUGUUCGCGACAACUUACAACCCUGAUCCUAAUGUACAGAAGACCGGCGAGCUCCAAAUACGCAAGAUCGGUGCACAGGAGGGCAUGCUAACUGCUCUUCUGCAAAUCAUCGCAUCUGAUGGCGUUGAAAUAGCUACUCGUCAAGCUUGUAGUGUUUACCUCAAGAAUCGCGUGCAUACCUCUUACAUCCUUCCGCCAAAUCCACGCCCAGACCAUGUUCCAAUUGCUCAGUCGGACCGCACCGCACUAAAAGCCAACAUUCUUCCACUUCUUUCUGCCAGUCCGAGCCGCUCCAUCACCGUCCAGGUCGCAGCAACACUUAAGGACCUUGUGGCGCAUGACUUCCCUGAUCGCUGGUCAUCUCUUUUGGAUGACGUGAAAAGGCUCUUGGGCAGUGGAGAUGUGAGAGAAGUGGGAGCUGGUGUCGUAGCCUCACUCGAGUGCGUUAGGGCGUUCAGAUUCCGCCAAAAAGCCGACGUCCUACCAAGCAUUAUUGCCACUCUUUUCCCUACCCUUGUCACCAUCGCUGAUGGCAUGCUCAAUACCUCCCCAUCCCAACCUGCGUCCCAGGAGAUCCCUGCCAUGCUGCACCUUAUUCUCAAGACGUACAAAACUGCAAUUAUUGUCAACCUUUCCCCACAUCAGCAGAGCCCAGAAUCACUUGUUCCCUGGGGAAGACUCUUGUUCCGCGUUGUGGGGAUGGUUGUCCCCGUGGAAGGCGUUCCAACUGACGAGGAAGAUCGGGAGAAAUGCGAAUGGUGGAAGGCCAAGAAGUGGGCGUAUGGAAUCCUCGGUCGACUGUUCCAUCGCUUUGGAAAUCCCUCUCAGCUCCCGUCACCGAUGCAGAAUGAGUAUGGCGUAUUUGCAGAGCACUUCGUGACUACCUUCGCUCCUGAAAUCUUCAAGGUGUACCUCCACCAAGUCGAGCUAUAUGUUUCAGGGCAGGCAUGGCUAGGCAAGAAAUGUCAAUACCAGAUCUUCCAGUUUUUCACUGAAUGUAUUAAGCCGAAGUCGACGUGGAUACUCCUGAAGCCCCAUGUCGACAGCCUUGUGGCUAACUUUGCAUUCCCCCAGCUCACUUUUAACGCGUCCAAACAAGCCAUGUGGGAGGCCGAUCCCGUAGAAUACGUCCGUGCUAGUGUUGACGAGUACGAGAACUUCUCGUCCCCCGUGAGUGGUGCGACUUCGUUCCUCCUCUCCCUCGCAAGCAACCGCACAAAAACGUCCUUCCUCCCGAUGCUCCAGUUCAUCAACACUGUCUUGCGCUCUCCUACACCGGCACAGCGCUUCGGCGCACUUACGAUGAUGUCAGUCCUCGGCCCUUUCAUCGUCCGCCAUCCCGAUGUCAAGGGAAGCAUCGAGCAGUUCAUGGUACAAUACGUCCUGCCAGAGUUCACAUCGCAGGAGCCGUACUUGCGGAGUGUGGCAUGCGAGGUGCUUGGUGUAGUGACCAAGGCCGGUAUCACAUGGGUCACUGAAGAGAACUUGAGCAACCACUCCCGUGCUGUGGCGUUGGCCCUGGAUGAUCGUGAACUCCCGGUACGUGUACAAGCUGCGCUGGCCAUCACCGAGCUGGUUCUCGUUCACGAUUCUGGUGCGUUAGAAAUUUUCUCCCUCUUAUACUGCGUCCAAGUCAACUUUGGUUCUCUAGUCAGGGACGCUGUCGCUCCGCAAGUAGGCAAGGUCGUGCAAGAUCUUCUCAAACUCUCCGAUGAGACGGACCUCGAUGUCCUCAAUCACAGCAUGGAAGCCAUGGUUGACCGGUUUCAAAACGAGCUUCUGCCUGUGGCUUCGCAGCUCACUGCACGCCUGUGUGAAUCUUACUUACGCCUUGCAAGAGAGGGUCUGGCACAACAGAAAGAAGCGGUUCCGGACAGUAUCGAUGUAGAAUCACUCAUGACAGAUGGCGAUGACGAUAAAGUAUACGGCGCUAUGGGGGUCGCCAAAACUAUUGGGACUGUUGUCUCGUGCAUUGACUCCUCGCCUGAGAUCCUGUCGCAGGUGCAGGAGGUGAUCAUACCCAUCAUCCGGUUCACCCUUGAGAAUAAGUUGAUUGAUUUGUUUGAUAAUAUGUAUGACCUCGUAGACGCCCUUACCUUCCGUCUUCACGCGAUAUCACCGAACAUGUGGCCGGUGUUCGAGUUGACUUAUGACCUCUUCAAGAAUGAUGCUGUUGAUUUCCUUGAUGAAAUGCUCCCCUCGCUGGACAACUUCGUAUCGUAUGGUACCGAUGUGCUGAAGGCACGCCCUGACUACAGGUCGAAGGUGUUGGACAUGUACCGCACGGCUAUGACGAGCCCACAACUGGGGGAUAACGACAAAAUUAACGGAUGCAAGCUGGCAGAGUCCAUGCUCCUUAACCUGCACGGCCACAUAGACGACCAACUCCAGGAUAUUGUCAUCAUCGCCGCAGACCACAUCGACAAAGGCGAGACUGCCUCAUUCCGCCUUGCCAACCUCGAAAUUCUCGUCAACGCCGUCCUCUACAACGCCUCCGCGGCGCUUCAUUUCAUGGAGGCCUACAAGCCAGGGUUUUCACGCACAUUUUUCGAGCGCUGGUUCGUAGCAAUCAACAGCGACGCCAAGCUCCCACGCGUGCACGAUAAGAAGCUGAGCAUUUUGGCGCUUUGCAAGUUGUUGGAGAUGGAGGCUGGCGCGAUUCCGGAGGGAUUGAGGGAUGGAUGGCCUGGGAUUGUAGGCGGCGCUUUGAAUAUUUUCAAGGCGCUGCCUCAGGCUGUUGCGAAGCGCAAGGUGUUGGAGGAUCAGCUGGUUGAAGGGAGCGACGAUGAAGAUGAGGACGAAACUAGAUACCUCAAUCUUGAGGGAGAGGAAGAUGAGGAUGUGUGGGACGAAGAUUCCGCGUAUCUCGAGAUUCUAGCGAAAGAGGGUGCUCGUCUGAGAGAAAAAUCCGAGAAUGCAGAGACAGGAGACGACGAAUCAGAUACAUCCGAGGAAUCAGAAAUCGAGGAAGAACUCGGGUUUUUCAGUCCACUCGACAACAUCAACACAUAUGUCACCUUCAAGCAAGCGAUGCAAAGUGCGCCGUUCAUUCUCAUUGUCUUAUACUGUUCCCCGUUUACAAUGACCAUUUUCACAGCUUUCCAGAAUCAAAACAGUAAUUUAUACCAGGCAGCGACGACGAUGCUCACGGUUGAGCGGCAGACUGUGCUUAUGGAGGUGGUGACGAUGGCGAACCAGGCUAAUCGUAGUUGAGGUAGUCGUCUUUUCUGGCUAUCGUAGUCGUUUCGCUUCUGCUUGUUCGAUGCGUUAUUGACGUGCGCUUUGCAUAUAAGACGAAUGAAUAUUUACUUGUUGUGGUUAUCGACGUCAAAGGGACCGAGUCCCCUUUUCUCUUCAUACGCAAACGUCCUUAUGUAGCACGUGGUCUGCUUUCCUCGAUAAACACGACACCUUGAAGCUUUUGA
Molecule: messenger RNA, 3579 nt
Organism: Suillus subaureus
Lineage: Eukaryota; Fungi; Basidiomycota; Agaricomycetes; Boletales; Suillaceae
Product: armadillo-type protein
Exons: 20
Coding region: 131-3367 (1078 amino acids)
Biological process (GO): protein import into nucleus
Cellular component (GO): nuclear envelope; cytosol
Molecular function (GO): small GTPase binding
Source: RefSeq, a predicted model, not a curated record